Caenorhabditis remanei is the source of this 1236-nucleotide messenger RNA. RefSeq lists its product as uncharacterized. The record is from RefSeq and is a predicted model, not a curated record. The coding region runs from base 1 to 1236 and encodes 411 amino acids. The transcript has 4 exons. Gene Ontology annotation, biological process: embryo development. NCBI's taxonomy places the organism in Eukaryota, Metazoa, Nematoda, Chromadorea, Rhabditida, Rhabditidae.
AUGUCAACGAAUCUUGGAUUAAGAAUUUUCAAACUUCCGAGUAUAGCAUUAAAUGCAGUUUUAUACAUGAUGAACCCGAUUGAACUAAUUGCUCUAUCGUUCUGCAGUAAAUCAUGCUACUGGAAAUGCAAAAGUUUCCGGAACACUUCUAAAAUGAAGAAACAAGUUGAAACAUUCAAAUUGUUAUUUUCAUGGGAUAACGUGAUAAAAUUACGAUUUAGAACCCCUUCUGAUAUGUUUGAAGUAGAAUUUGAAAUCGAAGAAUUGAUAAGAGAGAAAGCCAAGUUAAAAUUGAAAGACGCUUUUGUGUAUGACGAAGGUUUGUACAUUCCUAGUUGGAUUCCAUGGAACUACAAUCUUAAACACGAUAGAUGGCAGCAAGACGAUCCCAAAACUAUACCAUUAUAUUCUCUAACACUGUAUAAUUCCAACUUGGAAUAUCUUUCUUCAUUACAAUCUUGGUGUGCCUACCUGUCCAAUCUUUUUAAUGUUCAACCCACAACUCUCAGUCUCAAUUAUUGGUAUUUGAAAGGGGAUAUGAUCGAAACAAUAAUGGACACUUAUUGUGAUGCAGAGAACACACCGAUUAACCGCUUUGAAUUACAUUCUUUUUCAUGGUAUCUGGGUACAAUAGUGGAUAAUUAUGAGCAGUUUUUGAUCCCAAUUCUGGAACAACAAAAUGCAGAUUCUGAGUUGAGAAUGUUAUUUUAUCCAUUGAAAAGUUUCAAUUUUGAUUUCAACCGUCUCAGAAUUGUUCCCAAAUGCAUGGAAAUUAAGCACUCUAAUUGGAUAACUUUUAAGCAACUUUUGGAAUUUCAAUCUGAAACCGUUUACCUAUGUAGAUCAAACUUUUUGAACUUGGAUUUCAAGAAUUUAGUAGAGAAAUGGAGAGCUGGUUGGACUCCGAAGUGGAAACAUUUGAUGGUGGAAUUCAAGGAGAACUUGGAUGCCGAUUCGUUGGUUUCUGGUCAGUCAAUGACAAUUGGUUCAGAAGAAAAUCAUAGAAGAAGUUAUAUUGAAAAGGAUUCAUUAAUAAAAAUCUAUCGCUUCUGCAACAAUAUAAAAACAACAAAAGGAGAUGUGGUUAAACUCGGAUAUCACAUCGCUCGGUUGGACAAAGCGAUAGCAACUAUAACUGUCGAGAAUAAUAGAAUUGGCUGGAUUUAUAUUCAAUCAACUAAACCGGAUGCGGAGUUCACUUUUUGCGUAACCGAACACACUUUCGACCUUAAUUGA